Molecule: messenger RNA, 1467 nt
Organism: Penicillium coprophilum
Lineage: Eukaryota; Fungi; Ascomycota; Eurotiomycetes; Eurotiales; Aspergillaceae
Gene: pdeA
Product: 3',5'-cyclic-nucleotide phosphodiesterase PDE1
Exons: 4
Coding region: 1-1467 (488 amino acids)
Biological process (GO): cGMP catabolic process; cAMP catabolic process; negative regulation of glucose mediated signaling pathway
Molecular function (GO): 3',5'-cyclic-GMP phosphodiesterase activity; 3',5'-cyclic-AMP phosphodiesterase activity
Source: RefSeq, a predicted model, not a curated record
AUGUCCAUAGUGGGCGAGACAAGUGAAACAAUGGCGGAGAAAGCAGCAUUCCAAGUCAUUGUCUUGGGCCCGACUGGUGGUCCCCGCGAAGAUAGCGUCACGGGCAUUCUUGUCCGGUCAACGGCAACGAAAUGGUCUCCAAAUUCGGUGGUGGCCGUUGAUGCGGGUACCCUUCUUGCAGGCAUCAUUCGAUUAUUGGAACGAUACAUCCCCGAAUGCACAGAUGAUCAGGGGAUGAUGACAAGUGGGCCCUUUCAGGGGCUUGGGCUGCCCUGCAGAACACCACAGGCAAAUGCAGCUCAUGUAUUUCGAGAAAUCAUUGGUGCUGUACUCAUCACGCACCCUCAUCUAGAUCAUAUCUCAGGGCUGGCCAUUAAUACCCCAGUUCUGGAAGCGGGUAAUGGACCAAAGCCUGUAGCUGCUUUACCAUCUGUGUUAUCCGCUCUCAAAAACCAUAUGUUCAACGAUGUUAUCUGGCCUAACCUGUCCGACGAGGAUGGGGGGCCGGUCUGCUUACAUAUCAGCGCCUGGUGGAAGGUGGAAACCCUCGCUUCGGUCGUGGAGAUAGUAGAGGCUACCCAUGGCCGGUGCAAGCAGCGAUACCAUCCAGAAACUGGGACGCACCAUCGAGUUGGGAGUACCGUCUUUUCGGAUCAUCAAUUGAUGAUCCCUUCAAGGGCAAUUUCAGUGGACCAUACCGAUGGCAGCUUUUAUUCCCCUGCUCGCUCGCCACAUAUACUUCCAUCCAACCCCAAAGAGCCCAUGAUGGCAACGGUUGAGAGUUCCGCAUUCUUUUUACGUGACCAUCAUACCGGCACUGAGAUCAUUGUCUUCGGUGACGUCGAACCCGACUGUGUCUCUAUGGGAACUCAUAACAAACGAGUAUGGGAAGCCGCUGCGCCAAAGAUUGCCACGGGCAAACUACGAGCGAUCUUCAUCGAAUGUUCCUACAACGACAGCACCGACGAUUCAUAUCUGUACGGCCACAUGUGUCCACGACAUCUAGUCUUCGAGCUCAGCGUCUUAGCCAACAGAGUCCUGGAAAUACGGGAUGUGAGCACGGGCGAGAAAAAGCGCAAGCGUGAAACCGUAGGACCCGUCGAGAGCGGCAGCGAGCAAGUGAGCCCAAAAACCAAACGGGCUCUAAGCUCCUGUGUCGAUGCAGGCAAGAUAUCUGAGUCGCUUAUUGAGCCUCGAUCGCACCCAAGCGGGUCAUUUGAUAUACCUCGGAUACCCAGAGUGGACUUUGAAGAGGUUUUAGGACAUCCAGACCCUCAGACAUGGAUUCAUACUACUCCACUUCCUCUGGAGGGAUUGAAAGUCUACAUUAUUCAUAUCAAGGAAAAUCUAACUGAUGGUCCUCAUCCUGGAGAACAGAUUCUAAAGGAACUCCAGCAUCAUGGCGAAGCAGCGCACCUGGGUUGUGAAUUCUUCAUCCCGAAUCCUCUUGAGGGAAUAUGGAUCUGA